Taeniopygia guttata (zebra finch) is the source of this 700-nucleotide messenger RNA. NCBI's taxonomy places the organism in Eukaryota, Metazoa, Chordata, Aves, Passeriformes, Estrildidae. The record is from RefSeq and is a predicted model, not a curated record.
GUUUAGGAGAAUGAGUCCAAAUACUUGCUGGCUUUGCAAGAUAUUCAGCGCAGAAGAAAACGGGAUCACAAGAAAAAUAUUUGUCUUGGCAUGGUUGUCUUUGGAGGAAGUGCUACAGUGGUCCCAGUCUUUUGAAAAUCUGGUAACAAGCAAAUAUGGGCCAAUAAUCUAUACGACCUACUUGAAGACAGAACACAGUGAUAAAAACAUAGAAUUCUGGCUUGCCUGUGACACUUAUAAGAAGAUAAAAUCACAGAGGAAAAAGAUUUCCAUGGCUAGGAAUCUCUUUGCAAGUUACAUCCAACCCCAGGCUCCCAAUGAUAUAAACAUUGACAGUCCUGCAAGGAAAGCAAUUAUAAGGAAUAUUCAAGAGCCAACACAGUCCUGCUUUGAUGAAGCACAGAGAAUAAUCUACAAGCACAUGGAUAGAAAUUCCUACCCACGAUUUCUUGAAUCACAGAUCUAUCAAAAGCUCAAACACAGUCUUCAAACUAAUGACAACAAUUCAAUGGGAAAUUGAAGAGAAUGGUUGAAAAUGUAAAAAGGUUUAUUCUGGCACACAAGUGUUUAAGAUUUAAAGAAGAGAGCAGAAAUCAGGCAACAGAUAAAUACUAUUAUUAAACUGUUUAACUGUCCUGUUGAUGUUAGAAUUCACAAUGCACUAUCUUCCCUCUCCCCAAGGAAGACUUCUUGUUUUGUU